Messenger RNA from Phyllostomus hastatus (greater spear-nosed bat), 1675 nucleotides. It is a transcript of the gene TMEM86B, whose product is annotated as transmembrane protein 86B. The record is from RefSeq and is a predicted model, not a curated record. The transcript is spliced from 3 exons. Gene Ontology annotation, cellular component: membrane. NCBI's taxonomy places the organism in Eukaryota, Metazoa, Chordata, Mammalia, Chiroptera, Phyllostomidae. Bases 628 to 1302 code for a protein of 224 amino acids.
UUGUAGGAGUCACACCCCCUGAGCCCUGUAUCCCCUGGUGGAGCAGUGGGUGUUUGGCGGUGGCCAUGGAAGCCAGGUGGGGCGCCCAGCAGACCUAUGCCCCCCAGGGGAGGUUGAAGGGCGGGCCAGGUCCAGCCUAUGUGGGGAGCCCCUGGUCUGCCUGUCUGUGGCUGGGGGUCCUGAUGAGUCAUCACUGGGGUUUGUUUGAUCAGGAAUUGUUUGUGGUGGGGGCCACGGGGCAGGAGGGACCCCAGGUCCCUCUGUCUCACCCUGUCCCUCCCUCUGGCGGGGGUCUUCCACUGGCAGGGAGAUGGGAUGGCAGUGCCCUGUUCCCCGGGUGAAGGGGGGCUGUGACUACCUGGGCACGGGACUAAAGGGUCACGAAGCCGGGUCCCCGGGGGUGGGACAGGCUGCGGCGGGGAGGGACCUCUGCCCCCUGGUGGGCACCUUAUCUGCCGGUGCCAGGCAGGGCCAUCCCCGGGUGGGGGCAGCAUCUCCCUGGGCUGUUAUCAGCCCAGAGUCCACAGGACGCUCCUCGGGUUAACGUGUAACCACACGCCGUCCCCUCCACCCCCAAAGCCAUCCCUGCCCUCACACGGGCCACUCCGGGGGGAGACACAGGCUGACAUGGACGCCCAGAAAGAGGGGCUACCCCGAAACGCUCGCUUCUCAGCCCAACAGCCACGCCUGGUCGGCCUGACCCCCUUCUUCCUCGCCUGUGCUGCCUACUUCCUCCUCUGGGUUCCGGACGACCCACCGUCCUGGGUUGGCGCGCUGGUCAAGUGCCUGCCUGUGCUGUCCCUGGCCAGCUUCCUGUGGACGAGCCCCGGUGGGGACUGCAGCACUCACCGGCAGGCGGCCCUGCUCUUCUCCACCCUCGGGGACGUCUGUCUUGUUUGGCCCCAGGCCUUCCUCUACGGUGUCCUCGCCUUCACCCAGGCCCAGCUGCUCUACACCUGGGUCUUCGGCCUCAGGCCCCUGCGGCCAGGCCUCCUGCCGCCCGUCCUCCUGGUCUCCCUCCCGUUCUCUGGCUUUCUCCUGUCGCACCUGCAGCCCGAUAUGGUCCUGCCCCUGAUGGUCUACGGCCUGGCCCUGAGCACCAUGCUGUGGCGUGGCCUGGCCAGGGGCGGCAGGGCCUGCUGGGGCGCCGUGCUCUUCGCCAUCUCAGACUCGGUGCUGGCCUGGGACACCUUCAUCCAGCCUCUGGCCCACGGCCACCUGGUGGUCAUGGCCACAUACUACGCUGCACAGCUCUUCAUCACCCUGUCGGCCUUCCAGGGCCCCAGGCUCAAGACCAGUUGACUGAGGGCCCACACAGCCCCGCUGCAGAGUCCACCCACUCCCCUCCUGGAAGGACCUGGGCCUCCCAGCCAGACCCGGGUGGGGCAACACCCUUGGGGGCCGCAGCCAGCCUCCCAGCCUCCGCCUGCAGGGGCUUCUGCCCACCCGAACGCCUAACUGUGGGCAGAAUUCCGAGUCCACCCACCGCCAAGUUCCGAACACCUUCCCCCAGUUUUGGUUCCAGGUUCCAGGCCCCUCAGCCAGACCCUCGCCGGGCCCUCCCCAGGCCCCUGCCUGCCUCUGUGACCGCAGGCCGCCUCCUGUGUCCGCUGGCCCCCUUCCCUCUGGCCCUGGUUAUUCAUGUGUUGUCUGAAUAAAGGGGACGUGGAAAUGA